AGAUGAAUCAAACAUUCGGGUUGAUUUUGUUAACUGUGCUUGCAUGCACUGUUAUUCCGAAAGCCGAGGCACAGUAUUAUAAUCUUUAUUAUCCAUACUACUCGUAUUACCCGUACUCUUAUUACUAUUAUUACCCAUCAUAUUAUGUUCUUGGAAAACGUUCCACUGAUGGAGUCGAACACAAACAGGUGAUGAACGAGCAGGUUAAACGAAUGACACGUGGAACUUAUCAACGAUCUAACUGAACCUACGGAAUCCGAUCAAAAUUUUUGCAUACUGUAUAAGUUUAACAAUUUAAUUUUUUUUUGGUUUUUUGAAAGAAUAAAUAUAAUAUACGCUGCUUUUU
Caenorhabditis elegans is the source of this 346-nucleotide messenger RNA. RefSeq lists its product as uncharacterized. The record is from RefSeq and is marked reviewed. NCBI's taxonomy places the organism in Eukaryota, Metazoa, Nematoda, Chromadorea, Rhabditida, Rhabditidae.